Molecule: messenger RNA, 2364 nt
Organism: Oncorhynchus keta (chum salmon)
Lineage: Eukaryota; Metazoa; Chordata; Actinopteri; Salmoniformes; Salmonidae
Product: transcription factor Sp5-like
Exons: 2
Coding region: 491-1717 (408 amino acids)
Biological process (GO): regulation of transcription by RNA polymerase II
Molecular function (GO): RNA polymerase II cis-regulatory region sequence-specific DNA binding; DNA-binding transcription factor activity, RNA polymerase II-specific
Source: RefSeq, a predicted model, not a curated record
UAGUGGGGGAGAAAAAAUAAUUUCUCUCGCUCUCUCCCUCUCUCUCCCUGACAUAGACGCACGCACACACAGUUCCUACUUUUCUGUAGGCCCACUCGUGAAAGGGAUCCCGCAGAGGACAUCUCUCCAUAACAAGAUGCUGCCAAGAAUGUGUCGAUUGGUUUCGUCGCACUUCAAAGGAUAUAGCGUUCGAGGCAAUCAGUGAAGACAAGGUUGCUGAAAGUUUGUCACCUAAAAUUACUGGGAGAGAUAGAUUGCAGAAGGGAUACCACCGGAGCCCGAAUUUUGGAAUUGUUUCUACAAUCUGUUUUUAUUCUAUGGUAUUUUUUAUUUCUUCACGAUAAUUUACAGAACACGUUAUGGGGUUUAUUAUUUUUUUUCAGUAAAGGAGUCUGACUGGAUGAGAAUUCAGACACUGCCAAAUCUCGUUUUCUAGAUAAGAUUUUGUUUCCGUGCGCUGCGAGCAGUCAAAAAGCAACAUUGGCCGCAGAUGCGCGUAGUGGAGACACAAAAACGGAUGGCCGCUUUGCCGGGGACCGAUCACUUUCUACAACCUUUCUUACAGCACCGCAUAGCCAGCUCCUCUCCUGAGAAUGAGCCCCAUCCCCUAUCCUCCUUCCUGGCCAGCACCUGUGGCCAAGCCCAUCUGGGAGGCAGUGGAGUGGGGCAGGAGCGGCAACACCAUCCUUAUGAGGGGACCAUGAGCUCCAUGACUGGGAUGCUCCAGUUGUGGGGAGGGGAUGUGGUCCAGAGCUCUAGUCUUGGGGUCCAACAGGUGGCAACUGUGACAGUGCCAAAAGUAUCUUUUCCUGGCCACAUCCAGAGUGGACUGGGCCCUCACCCCCACCACCACCACCACCACCUCCAUGAGCUGCCUCUCACCCCUCCGGCUGAGCCCUCCUCCACCCCGACUGCCUACGCCUUUGAUCUCUCUCCAGGAAAGUUUCUCGCUCCUCAGAUCCAGGGUAGCUCUCAUACCCCAUACUUCCACCACCAGAACAAUAGUAUUGGGCAGAACUUUCCUAACUUCCUCCAAGUUUCCACAACAAGACACCCCUACCACCCUGGUGGGUAUACAGAGGAAGGUCAGCAAUGGUGGAGCCUGCCGCAGACCACCAGCAGCCCCCAUGGCCAUCACCAACCUCACAGCCACCCCCACCAUCACCACCCCUUUGCCCUGGGCAGACAGCUGGUGUUGGGGCACCAGCCUCAGAUCGCAGCCCUCCUCCAGGGCUCAUCCAAGGGCUUGCUGGGCUCCACACGUCGCUGCAGGCGCUGCAAGUGCCCCAACUGCCAGUCCAUUUCUGGGGGUACAGGGGCUCCAGCAAACCCAGAAGAACCAGGCCGUAGGAGGCUCCACAUCUGCCACCUGCCCGAGUGUGGCAAGGUGUAUAAGAAGACGUCCCACCUGAAGGCCCACCUGCGCUGGCAUGCUGGGGAGCGGCCCUUCCUCUGCAGCUGGCUCUUCUGCGGGAAGAACUUCACACGCUCCGACGAGCUGCAGAGGCAUCUGCGCACACACACGGGGGAGAAGCGCUUCAGCUGUCAGGCAUGUGGGAAGAGGUUCAUGCGGAGCGACCACCUAGCAAAACAUGAGAAGACCCACCAGGGUAAGAGGGGACAGCCAGAGUCAAGGGAUAGCCAGGGCCCCCAGCAGGAGGCUCCACAGCGACCGGGUGGUAGCAGAGGACCAGACAGGAACAUCAAGAAGGAGUAGAGAAAAGACCAAGAGAGGUAAGCCAAGGGACUCACAGUCAGUGUGCUGUAUUCUGAGACCCCCAGCGCCAGUCUCUGUGUGUGUGGAGUCCAGGUGAUGAGACCCUCAGAAAGAGCAGAAAGACAGGAGGGCCAGUGUGGAGACUGAGAGUCAAGGGCAGACCAGUGAUUCAAUGGCCUUUCUCUUGAGAAAAAAAAACGACUUCUUGCAAACACACAAACUUUUACACUGUCAAACCAUUGUCUUGACAACGUGUUUGUCAUGGUCAUUGUAGCCAGCAUUGUCCCCGGGACCACCAGCAGGAGGCCUGUGAUCUUCAGAGGCCAUUCUGUUCAGCAUGCCUGCCUGCCUGCCUGCCUGUGUGGAGACUCGCAAUAAAAGCAGGAGGGCUGAGGUGAUUGAAUAUUCCUUUCUCAUGGACCCCUAAUGGAGAUAAGUGGUCUCAGAGAAUGACCAAAGACAUCAGAGAGGAAGUCAGAGUACAAAGAUUCAUGGAAAUAAUGCUGUUCACUAUGGUUAUUUUGAUUCAGUCUGCCAGCAGAGUAUUUUCAGUGUUACGGUUUUCAAUAAUAAACACUAAUUACACCACAAUGGUCUUUUGACUUUAUUGUGUUUAUAUUUUAGACAGUUUGUGGUAUGUGUAUCUG